Agelaius phoeniceus (red-winged blackbird) is the source of this 1795-nucleotide messenger RNA. RefSeq names its product FTO alpha-ketoglutarate dependent dioxygenase (gene FTO). Gene Ontology annotation, biological process: regulation of multicellular organism growth; DNA alkylation repair; RNA repair. NCBI's taxonomy places the organism in Eukaryota, Metazoa, Chordata, Aves, Passeriformes, Icteridae. Gene Ontology annotation, molecular function: broad specificity oxidative DNA demethylase activity; ferrous iron binding; mRNA N6-methyladenosine dioxygenase activity. The record is from RefSeq and is a predicted model, not a curated record.
CCGCUGCCGGCGGAGCUGCGCGGGGUCCCCGCGGUGCUGCUCCGCUCCGGGCGGGCGGCUAAGGCGGCACCAUGAAGAGGAGAGCAGGGGAGCGGGAGAAAGAGCUGAAGAAGAAAAAACUUCUUGAAGAACUUGGGGAGAAUAGACUUCCAUAUCUGACACCAGCCGAUGCUGAUUUCCACCAGCUGUGGAAGACCAAGUAUUCCAAGCUGAUUUUCAGGAAAUCUGAUGCAGUACCUGAAGAUCUCCACCACAUGGUACAAGAAAGCUUUCUGGCCUUGCGAGAGCACAACUGUUUCUUUCAAGAUCUUGUGAGGAUCAAAGGAAAAGACUUUCUUACUCCAGUGUCUCGUAUAUUAAUUGGAAACCCAGGAUGCACUUAUAAGUACUUGAACACAAGAUUAUUUACAGUUCCUUGGCCUGCAGAAGGUUAUGACAUAAAAUAUUGCAGUCCUCAAAUACGUGAUGCGUGUAAAGCAUUAAUGAGACUUAAUGACUACUUGCAUAUUGAAACAGUCAAGGCAUUGCAAGGACAGAAUUUGUUUGAGAACAAAGAAAUUAAAGAUACUUCUGGAAUAGAUAGGAAGCAAAGUUUUGCUACUUCUCUUACAGAGCAAGGGUCUGUUUCAAAAGAUCAAAGCAGUGUUUGUGUAUCAGAGGAUGACAGAAGUCUAAAGAGCAGAACAUCUUAUAAUUUGACUUUAUUAAAUUAUAUGGAUCCACUACAAAUGCUGUACUUGAAACAAGAGCCUUACUUUGGAAUGGGGAGCAUGGCAGUGAGCUGGCACCACGAUGAGAACCUGGUGGAAAGGUCAGCAGUGGCUGUGUACAGUUACAGCUGUGAAGAUUCAUCUGUACAAGAAAGCAAGGAGCAGGAACUGAAGGGAAGAGACCCAGCUGUUUGGCAUGUAGGCUUGAAGGUGGCAUGGGACAUAGAGACACCUGGCUUGGCAGUGCCACUUCACCAAGGAGACAUCUACCUGAUGCUUGAUGAUCUCAAUGUGACCCAUCAGCACUGUGUUCUGGCUGGUUUAUCCCCUCGGUUCAGCUCCACUCACAGGGUGGCAGAUUCUUCAAGAGGAACAUUGGAAUACAUACUUGGACAGUGUGAACUGGCACUCCAGAAUUUACAGACUGAUUCUGAUUCAAUGGCUUUGUCUUUGAAAUCACUGGAAGCUGCAGUGGUGAAGCAAGUAGAAGAAAUACAUAAUGAGGUUGAAUUUGAGUGGCUUAGGCAGUUUUGGUUCCAAGGCAAGAGGUACUUGAAGUGCACUGAUUGGUGGCUUAAGCCUAUGGCUAAAUUGGAAGAAUUUUGGAGAAAACUGGAGAUUAUGACAAGUCUGGUCCUCUCUGAGGUGAGAAAAGAGCAACAAAUUGAGGAACAAAGGAAUGAAACCAUCAGCUGCUUCCUGCUCCUGCUUAAGGAGAGACAAAAGCUGCGUAAAGAAUGGACAGCAAGAUGCCAGUCAGAUGCAGCAGAGAGCUUGCCAGAGGACCAGAGACCAGAAUGCCAUCCCUUCUGGACAGAUGAUGAUGAAUGUAAUAUGCCUCUGCCAUAUGAUCUAGAAGAAGUAAUUGCUUAUCUACAAAAUCUUGUUCAAUGGAUAGAAUAACAAGUGACCUUCCAGCCUAGAAUUAUUGAUGCUGGUCAUCUGGGGAGAAGCUUUGUUAUCAUAAAUCUUUUAAGCUUUAUGAUUUCUUGAUUGUGUGUUAUUUUGUUUGUCAAUGCAGAUUUUACCAGUCUUUAAACAGUAGCUUAGUUACUGUCUCAUAAUAAAAAGGACCAGCCCCCAAA